CGCAUACAGACAUAGACUACAGUCUAUUGCAGUGAACGCAUAGACAGACCUCUCUAUGAAAACGACAUUAUAUGCGAUAUAUCUGUGAGAGUGUGAGUGAAAGCAAAAACUAUUUGUCACUUGUUUUCAACCAUUUCUCGCGAAAAACAUAUUUCGCCUAAUCUUUCGCCACGAGUCGCCCCAUUGCCACCAAUUGUCUCACUCCUGGACACCACCAAAGCAGACAUGAGCGACGACCGACUCGAGAGGGACCGCAAUAAGAAGAUGCGAGUGUCGGCCGACACGUCCGGCCCCUCCAACGCCUCGCCGAUGACCACCGCCUCGUCGGCCACCGCGCAGACCAGCGCCGGCACCAGCGCUCACACCUCCGCCACCACUGCCACCAACUCUGGCAGACAUGUGGUCCGACACACCAACGCCAACAACAACAACAACAGCAACAGCACCACAAACACCAACAACAAUGCCAUCAACAGUACACCGGAGCGACAGAACGGGGAAAGGGAUCCAAAUAAAGACAUUAAGAUGAACCCCAAGAUGUCGAAGGCGUUGAGUACUAGCGCUAAGAGAAUACAGAAAGAGUUGGCAGAAAUCACUUUAGAUCCGCCACCGAAUUGCAGCGCCGGACCCAAAGGAGACAAUCUCUACGAAUGGGUCUCUACUUGUCUAAUGAGGUGUCCAUUGAUGCACACAAUACACCAGAUUCUGGGCCCUCCCGGCUCUGUCUACGAGGGCGGCGUCUUCUUCCUCGACAUCCACUUCUCACCCGAAUAUCCCUUUAAACCGCCGAAGUUCCAGCAGCACCGGGAGGAGCACGACCGCAUCGCCCGCUUGUGGACCAAACGCUACGCCACGUAA
Oppiella nova is the source of this 858-nucleotide messenger RNA. The record is from the annotation of a GenBank genome assembly. NCBI's taxonomy places the organism in Eukaryota, Metazoa, Arthropoda, Arachnida, Sarcoptiformes, Oppiidae.